UGCGCAGAUCGGACGUACUCGAACACAUCAGCAACGGUCUGAUUAUCAAAGAACAGCGUUGAAAACAGCGCUGUGUUCAUCUCUGUCGAGCAAAUGUACUCUUUAGCGAUCAAUCUACAUCAAUAAACGAACAAUGAUCGGUCAUCCGGUUACCAGCAGAUGAGCCAAAUCUGAUCGUCGCUGAAAGAAAGAGGCGAAACUUACGAUUUUUGACAUCAUGGCUAGCUGCAGUGAGGUAAAUGUUUCCGUGGACACCCUGACUUCAGGCAAGAAGGUGAGUGCGGAUUCUGUGACGGAUGGAAGUCCUUCGCCUUCGUCUCCUUCGCUGCCUGUUCCAGAAUGUGCUAUCUGCCUGCAGAGCUGCGUUCACCCAGUACGCCUGCCGUGCCACCAUAUUUUCUGCUUCCUCUGCGUCAAGGGAGCUUCCUGGCACAGCAAACGCUGCGCCCUCUGUAGACAGGAAGUACCCGAGGAUUUCCUGGAAAGGCCCACUUUGCUUUCGCCCGAAGAACUGAAGGCUUCGGCAACAGGUGGACGUGGUGCAGGGGCGGGCGGCCAUGCAUGGUACUAUGAAGGACGUAAUGGCUGGUGGCAAUAUGACGAGCGGACUAGCCGAGAACUGGAGGAUGCAUUUAACAAGGGCAAGAAGAGUGCGGAGAUGCUCAUCGCCGGGUUCCUCUACGUUGCCGACCUGGAGAACAUGGUGCAGUACAGGAGGAAUGAGCAUGGACGUAGGCGAAGGAUGAAGAGAGAUGUGGUGGACAUUCCUAAGAAAGGUGUGGCAGGACUUAGACUCGAUCCAGAUCCCAGCCCAGGGGUAGGGUCGGGAUCGGUAACAGUAACUGUCGGAGUUGCUGCAGUUGCAGAUUUAAGUGCAAGUGUGGACGGAGCAGCUGUUGAACGAGAAAGCUCGGCGGAUGGAGCGGAUACUAGCACCAACGGUGGGCGUCCUCAAGGCGUCUUUGCGCCUCCUCCCAUUAGACCGUCAACUGUUUUGGGGGGUCACCUGACCGGCCCUGCAGGGUCCUCUAGCGGCAUUCAGCUUGUUCAGGCACUCGCACAACUGAAUAUCAACCCCGUUGAACCUGGACUAGAUGAGGAAGACGUCGAUGACGAAGAUGACUCUGUCGUUCCGGAUGCCUCGGGUUAUGAGUCCGAAUCCGGCACAAGCGAGGAUGAAGAUGAAUCCACUGGUGACGAAGGUGCACUCGAGGGAGCUGAAAGCUCCCGGGGAAGGCAUAGACUGCAGCAGUUGGACAGACCGCCCCCUGGUGGUGGCCCUGCACAUAGCAGUGAUCGUUCUGGGUGCCCCGAUGGUCAGUGCACCGUUACGAAGGUCUGACCACCACAAGGUUGGGUAGGAGUCCAGUCUAACCACUGGACUCCUUCCCAACAACUGCUGGGUAUUUCAAAACCAAUCUCUGAAAUGCAAAAAAUUAAUUCACAGACUUGGAUAGGGCAGAUACUUGGUACAGAGGGUUUUAGUGUAAAAAUAGUGCUUGUAUUUCUCAGUCUUAGAAGACUGUACCAGGGCUGUGCUCUUUGAGUGGAAAUAACAGGCAAAACUACAAUAAAACUUGCUUUUUAUCAUAUUAAUCCCGAUAAUUAGUCCAGACAGUCCAUUUUCAAAGUUUGCUUCAAAAACUAAGUAAAUAUUGGCAAUAAAAGCUGGUAGUUUGAUAGCACUGCCUGAUGGUAAAACAUGUACUCGAUUGUCAUCACAAUGUACACCAACCAGUGUGCUAUGCACUUUAUAACAAUGAGUGCGCCAAACAUUAAUGAAGACAAACGUAUUUGAAUUUCAUGAAAACGUGUACAGUUCACAUUUCACCCCAAAAUCAAGAUAAUAUAUGUUGCCUUUUUUUUUUUUUAGGAUCAUUUUAAAUAAAGCCUAGUUUUACAGUCAUUAAGAUAUUUUGUUUUGACAUUAUUUUCGUGACAAUUAAACACAUUACCGUAAUGCACCCGUUUUUAUGUAAU
This is a messenger RNA of Myxocyprinus asiaticus (Chinese sucker), 1980 nucleotides long. RefSeq names its product E3 ubiquitin-protein ligase rnf146-like. Bases 218 to 1342 code for a protein of 374 amino acids. Gene Ontology annotation, molecular function: poly-ADP-D-ribose binding; ubiquitin protein ligase activity; zinc ion binding. The record is from RefSeq and is a predicted model, not a curated record. The transcript has 2 exons. Gene Ontology annotation, cellular component: cytoplasm; nucleus. Gene Ontology annotation, biological process: ubiquitin-dependent protein catabolic process; Wnt signaling pathway. NCBI's taxonomy places the organism in Eukaryota, Metazoa, Chordata, Actinopteri, Cypriniformes, Catostomidae.